Messenger RNA from Talaromyces stipitatus ATCC 10500, 1110 nucleotides. RefSeq names its product transposon, putative. Bases 1 to 1110 code for a protein of 369 amino acids. The transcript has 2 exons. Gene Ontology annotation, molecular function: DNA binding. Gene Ontology annotation, cellular component: nucleus. Lineage: Eukaryota; Fungi; Ascomycota; Eurotiomycetes; Eurotiales; Trichocomaceae. The record is from RefSeq and is a predicted model, not a curated record.
AUGCCACCAAUUCGCAAUAAAAACGAAAAGAAUUUAGCAGAGCAAGAGGGGCGGAUCUUGUUAGCUAUUUCCGACUUAAAAAAUGGAAAAAUCUCAAGUGUGUAUCAAGCCGCAAUCAUUUACAAUAUUCCUCGGACGACGCUAUAUGACAGGUUAAACGGAAUUCAACAAAGAUCUAUAAUACGUGCCAACGGACAUAAAUUGUCUCAAUUUGAAGAGGAAUCACUUGUCAAAUGGGUACUCGAUCUAGACAAACGUGGAUUCCCCCCUCGGCACUCUCUUGUACGAGAGAUGGCUAAUUACCUUCUUUCACAACGUGGAAAUCAACAGGUUGGAGAGAAAUGGGUCUAUAAUCUCAUUCAACGUCGCCCAGAGAUUGAAUCAAAAUUUUCACGGAAAUAUAACUACGAGCGUGCUAAAUGCGAAGAUCCGAAGUUAAUCCAAGAAUAUUUUGAUCGCGUACGAGAGGUUAUAUCAAAGUACGGAAUCUUACCAGAAGAUAUCUACAAUUUUGAUGAGACUGGCUUUGCUAUGGGACUCUGUGCAACCGCAAAGCCUGGAAAUCGAGAAUGGGUGACUGCAAUUGAGGCAAUUAAUUCAACUGGAUGGGCCCUGCCUUCAUACAUCAUUUUCAAGGCAAAGAAAUAUACUCGGUUAGGCUGGUUUGAGGAUCUUCCUGAUGACUGGAGAAUCAAUAUCAGUGAUAAUGGAUGGACUAUAGAUAAGAUUGAGUUAGAAUGGCUGAAAACCCAUUUUAUUCCUCUUACUAAUGCCCGUGCAAUGGGAAAUUAUCGCAUGUUAAUUCUUGAUGGCCAUGGAAGUCAUUUGACUGCUGAAUUUGACCGUACAUGCACUGAGAAUAAUAUUAUUCCAGUCUGUAUGCCUCCUCAUUCUUCACAUCUUUUACAGCCUCUUGAUGUUGGCUGUUUUGCUGUUUUAAAGCGACAUUAUGGACAGCUUGUUGAGCAGCGAAUGAGGCUUGGAUUCAAUCAUAUUGAUAAACUUGACUUUCUUACUGCAUUCCCAAAGGCUCGUACGAUGGCAUAUAAAGCCCAAACUGUUCGGAAUAGCUUUAUAGCAACUGGAUUCGUACCAUUCAGUCCAGAUUGA